Messenger RNA from Penicillium digitatum Pd1, 462 nucleotides. Its product is annotated as SRP9/SRP21 family protein. The record is from RefSeq and is a predicted model, not a curated record. Gene Ontology annotation, biological process: SRP-dependent cotranslational protein targeting to membrane. NCBI's taxonomy places the organism in Eukaryota, Fungi, Ascomycota, Eurotiomycetes, Eurotiales, Aspergillaceae. Gene Ontology annotation, cellular component: signal recognition particle, endoplasmic reticulum targeting.
AUGUCAAUCCACCAAACUAACAGCCCCAAUCCCCAGACCCGGAUCGUAACAAAAUACAACUUCCCCACAAACCGACGAGGAAACAUGAUCCGAGCCCACAAGUCCAAAGUCCGCAAAGACGCCAAAGCCAGCGAUGCUUCCUCAACCACACCCGCACCACCAACCACCGCAAUCGCAACCCUCACGCUGAAGACAUUCAACCCAACGACAGGAAUAUGUCUGCACUACCGCACAAAUAAGGCACAGGAAGUCGGCCGUUUGAUCACGAGUCUGGGCAAGCUGGCUGCCGGUGCUGAUGUAGCGGGUUUGGGGUUAUCGGCUGCGGCUCCUUCUGCGGGCGCGGAUGUGGAGAUGGUUGAUGCUCCUGCCCCUGCCGCUGCCGAGGAGGCUGCGCCGGUUGUUGGCAAGGCGCAGGGACAAGGUGCGAAGGGGAAGAAGAAGGGUGGGAAGGGGAAGCGGUAA